ACCAACCUGCAGGUUCAAGACUGAGGACUGCAAGCAAGAAUGGAACAAAAGAGGUUCUGGUUACUGGCAAUUGUCCUUAUUUUAGGGCUCAGCAGCCUGGCUAAUGGAUACACACAACUAUUGCAGGAACAAUGUGCGCUGCAGCCAUUCGCCAGAGUGAACUGUGGCUAUCCAUAUAUCAGUGCUGAGGAAUGCAACAAUAGAGGAUGCUGCUUUGAUAACAGUAUCCCUGAUGUCAUCUGGUGCUUCUUUCCUGGGCCAACGAAUGAAGAAUGUGUCCUCUAGAAUGAAUCUGGCUCCCUCCACUGAAAUUCCUUAAGCAGGACAAGAACAGAAAGCUUGCCCAUCUUACACUAUGAUCUCCAUUAAUUGCCAAGCCAUUUUUGACAAAUGUACUUUUGCUUUUCAGUGAGAUGGCUCUCCACUGUUGCCCACAAAUGUUUCAAUACUUUACUAUACCAAAAGCAUGUCUUAAAAAAUAAAAGCAGCAAAUUAAACACUU
Messenger RNA from Pelodiscus sinensis (Chinese soft-shelled turtle), 502 nucleotides. NCBI's taxonomy places the organism in Eukaryota, Metazoa, Chordata, Testudines, Trionychidae. The record is from RefSeq and is a predicted model, not a curated record.